This is a messenger RNA of Hypanus sabinus (Atlantic stingray), 12523 nucleotides long. RefSeq names its product 3-ketodihydrosphingosine reductase (gene kdsr). The record is from RefSeq and is a predicted model, not a curated record. Bases 160 to 1221 code for a protein of 353 amino acids. The transcript has 10 exons. Gene Ontology annotation, cellular component: endoplasmic reticulum membrane. Gene Ontology annotation, molecular function: 3-dehydrosphinganine reductase activity. Gene Ontology annotation, biological process: sphingolipid biosynthetic process. NCBI's taxonomy places the organism in Eukaryota, Metazoa, Chordata, Chondrichthyes, Myliobatiformes, Dasyatidae.
GUCGUUGCGCAUGUCGAGUCGCCCCGAGUCGCAGACAGACAGUUCGACUCUUUGAUUGGUCGCACCGGGGCUGCGACGUCGGUUUGUGUUAUUUUCCUUUCGGAUCGCCGGCCUUUGGUCUUCCGUCGCCGAGAGAAGGCGGCUCGCCGUGCGUUAUAAAUGUUCUUCCUGGAGGAGGGGUCCGCCCUGUGGAGCGAGGUAUCGGGCUGGAGGCUCGUCAUGCUGCUGGUGGUCGGGGCCUUUAUCGUCGCUUUCGUCCUGCUGCUGUACAUGGUGUCGCCGCUGAUCAGCCCCAAGCCGCUGAAACUGAGCGGCUCGCACGUUGUGGUAACUGGAGGGUCAAGUGGUAUCGGUAAAAGCAUUGCCAUUGAAUGCUUCAAGCAUGGCGCUUUUAUAACUUUGGUGGCUCGGGAUGAGACCAAGCUGCUGCGAGCAAAGAAGGAAAUUGAGAAAUAUUCAAUUAAUGAUAAACAGGUGGUUUUAUGCAUAUCGGUUGAUGUCUCAAAAGGCUAUGGACAAGUGCAGAGUGUGAUAAAACAAGCACAGGAGAAGCUGGGGCCAGUGGACAUGCUGAUAAACUGUGCUGGAACAUCUGUUGCUGCAAAGUUUGAAGAUGUUGACAUCGGCAUUUUCAGAAGGUUAAUGGAGAUCAAUUAUCUGGGUAGUGUUUAUCCCACCCGAGCUGUCAUUCACACCAUGAAGGAAAGAAGAAUGGGAAGGGUAGUCUUUGUGUCAUCCCAGGCAGGACAAGUCGGGUUAUUUGGAUACACCGCCUAUUCUCCAUCCAAAUUUGCUCUUCGUGGAUUAGCUGAAUCACUGCAAAUGGAGGUGAAGCCAUAUAAUAUCUACAUCACAGUUGCGUACCCUCCUGACACAGACACACCUGGAUUUCAGGAGGAGAAUAGAGACAAGCCUUUGGAGACACAAAUGAUUUCUGAGACAUCAGGGCUAUGUCAACCAGAUCAAGUGGCAAAGAUUAUUGUAAAAGAUGCUGUGCAAGGAAAUUUUAACAGCUCAGUCGGUUCUGAUGGAUACAUGUUGUCUUCUCUCACCUGUGGUAUGUCUCCUGUCACCACUAUUACAGAAGGUCUUCAGCAGAUCUUCACCAUGGGUCUUUUCCGUACAAUUGCUCUGUUUUAUUUGGGAAGCUUCGACAGCAUAGUACGCCGCUGUAUGAUGCAGCAAGGAAAGUGUGAAGCUCUGGAAAAGAAGGAUGAUUGACCUCCAUUUGACAUGGUGCCCAGUGAUCAGACUUUUAAAAGUUGAACGAUCGAAGGAGAUGUUCCGGUGAAAAAUAAUUUUAUUCCUCGUCUCAGUGGCAUCAGGCAUUGGUUGUGGAUUGUGGCAGAAAAUCCCAUAAAAUGGAAGCUAAUGUAAUAGUUAUGUGGGUCUGAUGCUUAAAAUGGGGAUUUCCAUAUAAUUUAUAACUCCGGUAUGGACUGGCAGGAGUGCAUGUGAAAGAUUUACAAAUCAUCAAGUGUCUAUUUUUUAAUGUAUUGUCUGAUGCACACUACUUUUGUAAGUAAUCAACUUCCCUUGAUUGGAGUAAGUUAACAUCUUUUUAAAAUUCAUUUCUACACUGUUUGCAUUCAGUGUUUCACUGGAAUCUGCAAAAAUAUAUUUUUUCUGGUCUCACAACCUGUUCAUCUGGCUUUAAACAUCUGUGUCACACAUUAAAAAUGAAUCCCUUCUUUGUUUAUAAAUGCCUCAGUAUGUAGUUUUGGAAAUCGCAUUUCUUCAGGUGUCCAGACUGAGGCAUUCAUCUAACGUCCCCUAUUUGUAUUUGGUCAAAAGCCUAAUGCGGAAAAAUCAAUGCAAGUCUUAACCUCGUGAUUUAAAUACUAAGAUUCACUAAGCACUACUUUGUUAUGUUAAAAAAUUGAAUAAAAUACUUUCUAUAGGAGCUUUGCUAUCCUGUCAGGUAAUGACAUGUGAUGCAUCACACUAAUUUGCGGAAUAAUUUAUUUAGUUUUUAAUAUUGUUUACAGUCUUAAGUUCUCUAGUCACUUUGGGGAAAAAAAAUUAGAGAUGAGAUUUUUCCUCCCUGAUCUAAAUAAUGCAAUAGAAUCUUCUGGAAUACUAUAGUGAUACCUCUGGACUGGUAUUUGAACCCAUAACCGACUGGGGUGUGAAAGCUGCAGCUGACUAGAGGAUGAUACAAGAGUGAUCACCUUUUAAAGCAUCCUAUAGCAAAUUCUGUAUCACCAAACUAGUUUUAUUUAAAAUUUAUUCAGUUCUAAUAGAUCAACUAUCUAAUCAGUAGUGUAUUUUAAUUGGAAUUUUUUGUAACUUGACCAGCAUAGCUAUGGGAUAUUUAUUGUAUUAAGCCCAUAAGAUAUAAGACCAGAAUUAGGCUGUUCAGCCCAUCGAGUCUGCUCCACCAUUCCAUCAUGGCUGAUUUAUUGUCCCUCUUAACCCCAAUCUCCCCACAACCUUUGAUGCCCUUCCUAAUCAAGAACGUAUCAACCUCCAUUUGAAAUACAGUGGAUUUUGGUUAAUUGGGACACAUCGGGGCCAGUACAUUCUGGCCCAAUUAAGUGGCUGCCCCAGUUAGUCGAAGCUUCAUGAAAGUAGUUUUAAGAGGUAUCAAAAAGGCAAACUGCCAUUUAACUGAGUAACAAAUUAUGUAUUUAAAUGAUAAACAGAACAAAUUAGAACAUUACCAAUACUACUACAGUGCUAUAAAACUUAUAUUAGUUCCUAGUAGUUAUUGGCGGAAGCAUUAAACUAGUAUACGCUGCUGAGUUCUUUUGAUUGACUGUAAGUGAGUAAAAUCAGUGUAGACGCCUAGUAUAGAUAAUGGAUUGCCUCACUAUCAUUUCGAUGACUGCAUCCUCUAAAUCAUUAUUUACAUUGAAGAUAAUUGUGGAUAACUUUAAAUUCUUCAUAGUUCCUAACUUGUUGAGGUAGUAUAAUCAUUUCAUUUUCACUCCCGGCUGUUUCUGGCAUUUCCAAGCCUAAUUGAUUGAAACCACAAUGAGCAAAACACUUCUCAAUUGUCUUGCUUCUUAUCACCAACCAUCAGUGUCAAAAUUCACUGCUUUUUAAAUACACAGACAAGUAACGCUAUUUAAAAACCUUUCACUCAAGGCACUGUGUAGUGUCUAAGGCCGCACAAAGGCACGCAGCAGAUGCUAGUUAGAAACUGUUCAGCAACAGUUUCUUGCCCCAAUUAAGUGGCAUAGUGUCCCAAAUAAACAAAGGAAAUCCCAGCUAUUUUCUCAAUUAAUUUUCAUUCUUUAAGAAUUGGUCCAAGUAAGUGGUUGCCCCAAUUUACCAAUGAUACAUUCUGGAUUAGGAAGGGCAUCAAAGGUUAUGGGGAGAAGGGAGGAGAAUGAGGUUGAGAGGGAUAAUAAGUAGGCCAUGAUGGAAUGGUGGAGCAGAUGCAAUGGGCUGAAUGGCCUAAUUCUGCUCCUGUGCCCACUGUACACCCAAUGUCUUGGCCUGCACAGCCAUCUGUGGCCAUGAUAGCCACAGAUACACCACCCUCUGGCUAAGGAAAUCAUUGGUGAAGAUCUAAAUUUUUCAAAACCCUUAUUAAAUAUAAAAUGAAGCAUUUCAGUUUUAUAUAGUUUUGAAAAAAUGAGAACUCUUAAGUUAUCAAAAUUAGAAAGCCUGCAUUGGUUCACAGACAUUACUUUGUUUUAGAAUUUUAAAGAAUUCUGCAGUAUUUUACUUCUAAUACAGACGUCUCUCUGGGGCAUCUGUCACAGGCACAAGUUUCAAGACUAAUGCUUCAAAGGUUGUAACACUAACAGAACCCUGUUAGUUUUGUUUUAACUCAUUGGUUGGGAGUGUAUGUUCUGUUGUACUGUUAUCAGGAAUGGGUUGGGGCUUCUUCAGCCUCAUUUACAGUACCAGGAGUAAAUCUUUACAUGAUGUUUCUUCAGUGCUAGGUUAUAUUCAGCUGUUGGAGCACUUGCUUAAUUUUAGCAACAUUUGAAUUGUUUUAGUGACAUUUACAGGAAGUUGUUUCCUGCUUGGCAGAGCUUGCAGCCACACCUCCAACAGUGCAGCAUCAUCAACCACGGGUUACCAUCUCUCUCCCUUGGCCCUGCAUAUCUCCUGGUGGCAGAACAGUGGUAGGGAUGUCUCCCUGCCACCCCCUGCAGAUUCCAUUGGGGUUAGUCCCCAAAUGUCUGCCCUUCCUCUUCAGCCACAGCCGAAAGCUCCCUUCUUCUGCCUCUCCAGCCAACUCUCUGGCGGCCCUCCUGAGCUUCAGUUAAGUCACUGCCGUAUCACCGAGUAGCCUUGUCAGCCAUGCGCCGAUGAAGCCCCAGAAACCUACCUCCACGGGGCAGAUGAUGGUCCUCCAGCCAGCUUCCUUACACUCAGCUGCCAGGUCUGAGUACUUCAGUUCUUCUGCUCGUGGGCAGCCUCCACUCCUUCCUCCCACGGGAUGGUUAAACUCAAUCAUGAGGACUGUCUUGGUUGCCGUGGACCACAGUACUAUGGGUGGAGAGAUUUCCCUGGGGAACUGUAGCUAUCUGCAGAGAUCUGCCCUCAUGUUCCUCUCCUUGCCUGUGGAGAGGAGUCCUGAGGGAGAUCUUGGGCAGGUGCAUUCAGCACUCUUACCAGCCUAAACAAAUGGGAUGAGUUGUUGUGGAAAGGCUGCUCCUCGCAUCUUGCCUGCAGGUCUCUAGGAUCUCCUCCAGCUUCUUUAGGACCUGGUUGAGCUGCCUUCUGUCGUGUCCUUGGGACAGCACAGUCUUGCAUUUUGCCAGGGUGUGUUGGAGGUUGGUAUUGGUGGUAUCACACAAGGGGCAGUUAUCCUCACUGCUGAACCACUGGUGGAGGGUUCGGGGGCAGGGCAAGGUGUCAUGGGUUGAUGAGGAGGCUGAGUCUGGUUUGUGGGAUCUUCCACAGGUGAGAGCAGCUGUUAAUGGUGCCCGCCCAUGUUGUCCAUGGAGGCCCUGUGCUCCUGCUCUGUCCUUGUCACCUCCUCUAUUUCUAUGAGGCCUUGGACCAGAAACGUGCCAUCUUCCCUCAGCCAACUCUUGCUUGUCCAGCCUGCUGAUGGCCUGGUCGACUACAGUCUGAGCUUUCCAGUUAUGUCCUGUGCGGAUUGUGGCUUUGUCACUCCUCCCCAGCGGGUCGAUGGACUCUCUCAGCUGAACGACCAGUGGGGAUUCCUCCCCCUUGCACCCAGACUGAUGGAUCUCUGUGGCAGCUGCAGCAUAAGACCAUAAGAAUCAGGAGCAGAAGUAUGCCAUUCAGCCCAUCGAGUCUGCUCCGCCAUUCAUUCAGAGGUUGAUCCAAUUCUUCCAGUCAUUCCCACUCCCCCGCCUUCACCCCAUACUCUUUGAUGCCCUGGCUAAUCAAGAACCUCUCUAUCUCUGCCUUAAAUGCACCUAAUGACUUCGCCUCCACAGCCGCUCGAGGCAACAAAUUCCACAGAUUUACCACCCUCUGACUAAUUUCUCUGCAAAUCUGUUCUAAAUGGAUGUCCUUCAAUCCUGAAGUUGUGCCCGCUUGUCCUGGUCUCCCCUACCAUGGGAAAUAACUUUGCCAUAUCUAAUCUGUUCAGGCCUUUUAACAUUCGGAAUAUUUCUAUGAGAUUCCCCUUCAAUCUCCUGAACUCCAGGGAAUACAACCCAAGAACUACCAGACAUUCCUCAUACAGUAACCCUUUCAUUCCUGGAGUCAUUCUCAUGAAUCUUCUCUGAACCUUCUCCAAUGUCAGUGUAUCCUUUCUAAAAUAAGGAGCCCAAACUGCACACAAUACUCCCAAGUGCGGUCUCACAAGUGCCUUAUAGAGCCUCAAUAUCUCAUCCCUGCUGUUAUAUUCUUAACCUCUAAAAUGAAUGCCAACAUUGCAUUUGCCUUCUUCACCACUGACAGCCUGGAGGUUAACCUUUAGAGUGCCCUGCAUAAGGACUCCCAAGUCUCUUUGCAUCUCUGUAUUUUGAAUUCUCUCCCCAUCUUAAUAAUAUUCUACCUGUUUAUUUCUCCCACCAAAGUGCAUGACCAUACACUUUCCAACAAUGUAUUUCAUUUGCCAGUUCUUUGCCCGUUCCCCUAAACUAUCAAAGUCUCUCUGCAGUCUCUCUGUUUCCUCAACACUCCCCGUUCCUCUACCUAUCUUUGUAUCAUCAGCAAACUUAGCCACAAAUCCAUUAAUACUGUAGUCUAAAUCAUUGACAUACAGUGUAAAAAGCAGUGGUCCCAACACUGAUCCCUGUGGAACUCCACUGGUAACUAGCAGCCAGCCAGAAUAAGAUCCCUUUAUUCCCACUCUGUUUUAUGCCGAUCAGCCAAUGGUCCACCCAUGCUAUUAACUCCCCUGUAAUUCCACGGGCUCUUACCUUACUAAGCAGCCUCGUGUGUGGCACCUUGUCAAAGGCCUUCUGAAAUUCCAAGUACACCAUAUCUACUACAUCUCCUUUGUCUACCCUGCUUGUAAUUUCCUCAAAAAAAUUGCAGUAGAUUAGUCAGGCAGGAUUUUCCUUUCAGGAAACCAUGCUGGCUUUGGCCUAACUUGUCAUGUGCCUCCAGAUACUCCGUAAUCUCAGCCCUAACAGUCCAUUCCAACAAUUUCCCAACCACUGAUGUCAGGAUAACAGGUCUAUAGUUUACUUUCUACUGCCUCCCACUCUUCUUAAAUAGCGGAGUAACAUCUGCAAUUUUCUAAUCAUCCAGUUCAAUGCCAGAAUCUAUUGAUUCUUGAAGGAUCAUCGUUAAUGCCUCCACAAUCUUUCCAGCUACUUCCUUCAGAACCCGAGGAUGCAUUCCAUCAGGUCCAGGAGAUUUAUCCACCCUCAGACCAUUAAGCUUCAUGAGCACCUUCUCAGUCCUUUUUUUUCUGCACAUACUUCACUUUCCUGACACUCUUGAAUGUCCGGUAGACUGCAGAUGUCUUCCAUUGUGAAGACUGAUGCAAAAUAUACAUUCAGUAUUUUGUUAUUUUGUUCUUCUGUCUCUGUCUCGGAUUCCGUCUGUCUCCUUCGCUUACAAAUGCAUUCUGCCCUUUUGCAGCCUGGCCACUUCGUUUCAAACAGCUUCAAGCACACCUUCUCCUCCUGUGUUGCUUUCUUCCAGUUCUUCCGCAGCUGGAGUCACCUUCGUACGAGCUGCUUUAUGUCUUUCUCCCUUCUUCCCUUUUCUCUUGGAGUAGCAACUCGCUUGACAGCAACUUCGCCAAAUCUAUCUCUACAGAGGAAGUCUCCAAGUGAGUUGAUCUUGUCUUCCUCUUGGCUGUUUAAAGUGUGCUCUUGGAUCGCACUGAGGUCAACGUCCAGCCUCUGCCACUCGGCCACUUUAUCUCGUGCCUCCUUCCUGGUUUCUUCCUCUUGGCUUUGCGGUGUGGCUCCACAGCUUGUGGGGGGGGGGGGGGAGAUGUCAGGUGUGUUUGUGUGCUCACAUCUUAGGUGGGUGGGGGGGGUUAUGCUCCAUUGAUGGGCCUUCCUCCCCUACCAGUAAAUCACCUCCAGAAAUGUUGGUCCUUCAGCUCUGUGGUUUUCUCUCUGGCUCUGGGUCCCUCUUGUCUGAUGGACUGCAACAGUGUAAGGUUGCUGUUGGCCUUUCUCACUGCAUUUCAUUCUCCCCUGAUGGAUUCAUAGCCCCCCGUGUGUCAUCACAUUCUCCCAUCCACACCUGCACUUUUGAAGGGUCUAAAUUUGUUGCGAUCAUUGUCAUGUUAAGCCAUCCUUUUGGGCUCAUCUUUCAUCCCACCUCUCGGAGGGCAUCAAGCUGUCUUCACUUAUACCUCUUCAUAGUCAUUGAUAGGUUUCUCUGCUACAAGAGACUAUUGGGUUGGGUGUCUAACUCCUAAUGAAGACUUUCCUUCACUCAUCCAGUCUUUCCUGGACUCCAACUGCCCUUUCACAUUAGUCAUUGGAUACCUGAAGUUUCAAUAAGAUGUACAGGAAGAUGUUUCCUGCUUGGCAUUGCUGCCUGCCACACUUCCAACAAUGCCCUCAGGUCAUCAGCCACAGAUUACCGUUCGUUGAUGUUUCAUUCCCUUAGCCCUGGCACAUCUGCUGGUGGCAGAGCAGGGGAAAGGGUGCCUCCCAUCACCCCCUCCAGCUUUUUGAUAGUCAAAGGGCAAUUAUAGUUUUUAAUCUUCUGAUUUCCCCUCUUUUUCACUACUAUAAAACUGUAAGGUUGAGGGGUAAGAGAUUUAAAAACUAAAUUCUUUGCCUUCCUAAAUGGCAAGAUUAUCAGUUAUUGCCCAUUGAUAAUUAAUCAUGAGAAUACGAUGGUCACUCGCAACUUCAAAUAAUUGGAAGAUCCUGUGGUGCUUCCUAGUUGUAGGUUCCAGGGAUCUGUCCCAGUGAGCUAUAGAAUGUAACCACUGAAUGCUGAACUUUCCAAGGAGCUCCAGAUCAAACCGAGCAUGCAAUCUUAUUACCUUGUAAUCUGAAGGAAGGUCACUGAGGCAGCCGGAGAUGGUGGGUUCUAGGACAUUGCAAAGCAAGCCAGGCAUUUGCGUUCUAUCUAGAAGAUACUUGGCCUCUAACGAUGAUAGCCCCCUUCCAUUGUGUAAAUAUAAUUCCAUCCAGUGGAAUUUACCCCAAAUUCAUUAACUGCAGCUUUCUGAGGCCUCUGUGAUGCCACAUUUGGUCACAUCUGGAAUUUGCCUCUUUGGUUUGCUUAUGGAAUAGAGUUGAGGGUUGCCAAACUUUCAGGUGACUUGCUUACAGUUAAGGUGGUGCAACAUUGUGCUUUGCCAUACGACGCAAAGGAAUCAUUUUUUUCUGACAGUUUGAUAAUCCCGUAACCCACAUUUUCAAUUACUUCGAAAGUAAGGAGAGAAAACACUAGCUAGAUUAAUAAUCAUAAAAUCCUUGCAGAAUCACUGCUGCAUUCUUGUCUCAUCACAGCUUUUCACAACAACUAGACUUCUAACAAAUCUGCCAAAAAUUCUGUAGUUCAUACAACAAGCAAAUGUUUUACAUUGACAGAUAAAUAUGUUCAUAAACUUGUUAGCUGUAUUUUGAUCAUCCUUGGUUUGGCCAACACUACUUGAACAAUGUCCUUUUUACAUGGGGAAUGGCAGGACUGGAAUUAUUAGAUGGUGUCCUUUUCCACCUUGGAUCUUGAGCAUUGUACAUACCUUGCUGGAGGAACUGGGCAGGUCAAGCAGCAUCUGUGGAGGCAAAGCAAUAGAUGACAUUUUAGGUUGAAACGCUGCAUCAGUCCUAAAUGACAGCUAUCCUUUUGCCUCCACUAAUGCCAUUUGACCUGUCUGACUUACUCAGGCAGCUUGUUUCAUGUUCUGGUUUCCUGAAUCUACAGUUCCUUGUGACCCCAUGUAAUCUUGGACCUUGCCAGUUAGUAGCACAAUAGUAAAUAUUUCCUUCUCCUGGAAGACUUUCAGUUGUUCUUGCCCAUUGAUAGUGCUGCACAACUACUGAUAAUGUCUUAGAGAAUGGUCUCCAGAGAAGACCAGAAGAGCAUGAAUCUAUAUGGCAAAUCCAUUGGAGAUGAACCAGAACAUAUACAUCUCUCUCCAUACCUCUCGACCAGGUUCCCAACCAUUUUUUAUUCCAUGGACCCCUACCAUUAACCAAAGGGCCCAUGUCCCCAGGUUGGAAACUGCAGCUCUAGAUAAUUAUAGAGCAGCAAUUUAAGUUAUUGUUUCCAUGAUCUUUUUUUAUGUCAUAAUCUUAAAUUAUCUUUUAUUACAAAGUUAUGGGUCUCUUUUAAGCAAAUGGUACAAUGUUAUGUGCCAUUGAGUCUUCUAUUUGUGGCAUUCCUUUUCCUGCCAAUCUAUCUUUAAUCGAAUUAACAUUUCUAUUUAAGGAUUAAAAUAUGCUAAAGAAAAAAAUUCCACACUUGGGUCUAGAUCAUCUUACGAUGAGAAAGCUGUGGUGAUGAAUAAAUAGAAAGAAUUUUAAUUAAUAAGAUUCUUAAAGUUAAUCUUAUAAAUUGUCUUCAGUAUCAGGGAACUAAGAUUAGUGGCUGUUCUGUAGUCAUGAAACACAGGCACUUCUACUCUUGUUUUCUUUACCUUUUUUUUUAAAGGGGAAUAAUUUUAAGGCUGUCCUAAGAACACCUCUCUAGGAAAAGCAUUUAGAUUGUCCUCUUAAAGCAUUCAAACACGUUGACUUAAUCCACGGUUCCACAUGUAUUAAGAUACAGCAGUUGGAACCCACUGUGGUCUUCUGCUGCUGUGACCUAUCCACUUCAACGUUUUAUGUGCUGUAUUAUACACCUGCACACCUGCCCACUAAAGCAAAUAUCUGAUCAGCCAAUCAAAUGUAAGCAACUCAUAAAAGCAUGUAGACAUGGUCAAGAGAUUCAGUUGUUGUUGAGACCAAGAAUCAGAAUGAGGAAGAAACAUGAUCUAAGUAACUUUGACUGUGAAAUGUUCCAGAUGCAAUGGUUUGAGUAUCUCAGACACUGCUGAUCUCCUGGGAUUUUCAUGCACAACAAUCUCUAGAGUUUAUAUAAAAUGGUGCGAAAAGCAAAAAGCACCCAGUGAGUAGCAGUUCAGUGGGUGAAAACACAUUAUAAUUGAGAGAGUUCAGAGGAGAAUGGCCCAAGACUGGCUCAAGCUGAUAGGGAGGCGACAAUAGCUCAAAUAACUACGCAUUAUAACAGUGGUGUGCAGAAGGGUAUCUCUGGCCUUGAAGUGGAUGGGCUACAGCAGCAGAAGACUACAUCAACUUCCACGCCAGUGUCUAAUGAAGUGGCCACUAAGUGUAUCUUCAAUUAGAAGAUUAUGGAAGUGGGCACUUCUACUUUGCAUACACUUGAUAAUUCAUUCUGGCAAGAAUUUUAAUGUGAACAGUAUUCUUCUUCUGUUAAAUCAUUAAGAUGUAAAACAAAUGCGCCAUCAGUCGUUUUUUCCAUAGAAUACUCAUUUAAGAGCAGCUUCCCCUGAGGUUGCACAGCUUUGACUAUUGAGAAAUGCCACUCUGGAUAAGAUGCUAGAUUGCUUUUUCUGUAUGAUGUGUCAAGUGUAAAUGUAAUGAUGGCAAAGCAGCAACCUUUCCUCAUACAGUAAUUCUCAAAUAACAUUAGAAGUGUCUAUAUUUGCUGAACUAUUCAAUAUUUAAAGUUAAGUUUCUUCCUUUCCCCAUACUGUGAAUUAUUCAGCCUCUGAGAACAGGAUCAUCAAUUUUUUCUGUUAUAAAUAAUCCAUAAAUAGCAUUUUAUACUUGGUUAUUUUCAAGAUACAAACAUUUUUUUGGGUAAGUCACGGAUCUUGCUUAUCAUUGAGGCAGAAGUUAUUACGUGUAGUUUUAGAAAUAUGCUCAAUUAUUCCCUGUUGGAUAUGUUAUCGAGCAAUACAUUUUCUUCAGACACCUAGUGACUUCCAAAUGUAGAUUUUCUACUGAUGCCACAUUUGAGAGUACUAUAUAACUCUUUCCCUUUGAUGCACUGAAGAGAUUCUUCUGAGUCUUGGGGUUUUCAAAAUAACUUGGCCAAUCCAUGGAGAUGUAUGUGGCAGACUUACUCAUUUUCCCAGUGUGAAACAAAGGUGAAUAUAUAAAAUAUAUCUGUAGCAGAAAUGACAAUUUUUAAAUUAAAUCAUACUGCUGCAAAUGGAGUGUUUGUUUAUUGUUAUAGAAAAAUAUGUUGUGCCUGGUGACACAAACCCAAUACUGCAGAAUUCCCAUUGAUUUCACAAUGAUCUCAAACCUAGGGACCCUUUUUUUAUUAUUAUUCUAGGCCUGUUAUUUCCUCCUCGUUUCCUAGGUUACUGCCAUGGCAUGUGAUUCGCUCCAAAGGCUCCCAUGGUACACAUUUACCAGCUCUGAUAGUGCCCCACACUGAACUUUCCUUCCUCAGAGUCUCCGGCAGUGAACUUCCAAAGAUGACCCGCCAGUGAUUUGGGAUAUCACUAGAGGAAAAAUGAAGAGGGAGGAAUUGUACUUAAACCCCCUUUGCUCCAUGAUAUUUGUGUACCAAAGUAUAGUUUAAAUCUAUUUUGGCUCCCCAUUUCCUUGUAUAUUUAUAAAAUAUGUGUAGUGGUGUAAAAUAGCAGUUCUGAUGGUUAGUAUUCCCAGAGAAAAUCCGAGCAAAAAAUCUUAGCUACUGUAGACCUCACUAGUAACUGACAGCUACCCUGAAUAUUUUUGUAUUGUUAUAAAAAUAGAUUUCAUUUAUGUUAUUGCUGGUAACAUUUUACUGCUAAUGGUGUUCUUGCUGUUCAAAUUAAAACUCUGGAUGUUCACUAUCUUGUGAUAAUUAAAUUAUUUAAUCUUUGUCAAUUUAGAUUUUUAAGUCCUAUUUUAUUUUUACUAUUCAUGAAUAAAGCUUGCUGUUUAGAAGCACAAGAAAGAGCCUUUAAGCCAUACUCAUAAAGGUAUUUGUAGUUAUUAAAUUUUGAUUCACCCAUGACUGUUAGAUUUUUAAAGUUUGUAUUAAAGCAUUACAAUUGGAAGAUUAAUUGGUAUCCUGUGUGUAUUAGUUCUGUCUCUAAAUCCUGCCUUCUAAUUCUGUAAUUGCUGUUUGUACUAUGCACUGUUCUAUAGUCUUUUAAUGUUUUCACUUGUUCAUGUUGAAACAGUCUAGCUUUGUCACUUAAAAGUCUUGAAUUAUGGUCCAAUAAAAUAUUUAUUCUUCCACUUAG